This is a messenger RNA of Macrobrachium nipponense, 336 nucleotides long. RefSeq names its product mucin-7-like. Lineage: Eukaryota; Metazoa; Arthropoda; Malacostraca; Decapoda; Palaemonidae. The record is from RefSeq and is a predicted model, not a curated record. The transcript is spliced from 2 exons. The coding region runs from base 1 to 336 and encodes 111 amino acids.
AUGGCCAUGCGAAGAACCUUGAAUCUUGAUGAUGAUAAUAGGCAGCGUAUAUCAGCCAGACUCUUGUCUCGGGGAUCAGCUACUGCUACUCCUACUCCUAUUGCUGCUGCUACUAAUGCUGCUCCAUCUACUGCUACUUCUCCUACUGCUGCUCCAUCUACUGCUGCUCCUCCUACUACUGCUGCUCCCCAUACUACUGCUGCUACUACUGCUGCUCCUCAUACUACUGCUGCAACUACUGCUGCUCCAUCUACUGCUUCCCAUACUGCUGCUGCUACUACUCCUGGUCCUCCUACUGCUGCUCCUCAUACUGUUGCUGCUACUACUGAGCUUUGA